Messenger RNA from Fusarium keratoplasticum, 1818 nucleotides. RefSeq lists its product as uncharacterized. Gene Ontology annotation, cellular component: intracellular anatomical structure. Lineage: Eukaryota; Fungi; Ascomycota; Sordariomycetes; Hypocreales; Nectriaceae. The record is from RefSeq and is a predicted model, not a curated record. The transcript has 6 exons. Gene Ontology annotation, molecular function: RNA binding. The coding region runs from base 1 to 1818 and encodes 605 amino acids.
AUGGAGCCCGUGAAAAUUCAGGAGCAGCAUAAUCCUGUCCCUGCUGACAGCCUCAAGCGCAACGAGACCACUGCGCGGGAGGCCAUGCGCCUCGAAGACGGACACCUUAACCCGUUCGCGGUCAGCAAGCCGCACUGCCAGGCCUACUUUGAAGGCCUUGCCCAGCGCCGUCACCAUCGCUGUCGGAGGAACUGGCUGUUGCUUGUCGCCUGCACUCAACCCAGGGUGAUUGCGGUAACCAGCGUGGCCCGGCGCGUGGCCCAGGAGCUCGACGUGGGCUUGGGUGACGAGUUCGGUUACGCCGUUCGGUUCGACAACACCAGCAACGACCGAACGAUACUCAAGUUCCUAAUGGACGGCCUUUUGCUGCAAGAGCUUCGUUCUGAUAGAGAGCUUAGCCGAUAUGCUUGCGUGAUGGUGGACGAGGCCCAUGAGAGGACCAAGAACACCGAUCUUCUCUUGGCACUCCUGAAGCAGGCGAUGGGAAUGCGGCCAGACCUCAAGGUCGUGGUCAUUUCGGCAACGAUCGACUUUACCACCUUCAGCAGGUACUUUCCUGGGUCCAACGUGUUCCACGCCGAGGGACACGCCUACCCCGUCCAGAUUCAGUAUCUGCGGGAGGCGACGCCUGAUUACCGGAAGGCGGUGCUGGAAACGGUAGCCCACAUCACGCAAACCAAGCCCGAGGGAAGCAUCUUGGUCUUCAUGACCUCUGUCCAGGAGAUCGAGGAGACGUGCGGGUUGAUCAGGAAGAAGGUGCCUGGUCUCCAGGUCUUGCCUCUCUACUCGUCGCUCUCAAGAGCCCAAAUGGAGGAUGUCAUGGACACCAACACGGGUCGAAAGUGCAUUCUCUCGAUAAAUACCGCCGAGAACAGUUUGGCUAUUGAUGGCAUUACAUUCGCGAUCGUCAUGGAAGAGGUUCUGGUUCUGAAAUCUUGCGGCUUUCACAAAAUCUCCAACUUGAACUUUGUUGACGGUCCCCAUGCAGAGACACUGCUCCGGGCUCUCUAUGAGCUCCGUGCCUUGGAGUAUAUUGAUGCCGAUGCCAAGCUCACGACAAAGGGCUUUAUGGUAGUGGGUAUGCCUGUGGACACUGCCUGGUAUAAUGCGUUCCUCAAGGUCAAGGAGCUCGGCUGUCUCGCCGAGAUUGUCACCGCCGCGUGCCUUCUCAGCACGCAGGACGACAUCACCAUGCGGCCCAAUGCGCCGCGAUACGUCGCCGACGUUAUUCGGCAGCAAUACCCCGAUGCCAAGUCCGACCACUUGGCACGACUGAACGCUUUCCACAGCUACAUUCAUCGCCACAUCGAGUCUGCCAGUGAUGAAGACAAGCUGGCUAGAUGGUGUCGAAUGUCGUUCAUCAACCCGAAGGUUGCAGAGCAGGCCCUCAAGAUGCGAAACGGCCUGAUGCCAAGCGUGUCCAAACGCAUGCUCGACAAUGAGCCUGUGCUGGCAUUGGAGCCUUCCGACCCGGACUUUGGGUUGAAGAUCCGUCAGAGCUUGGCGGCCGACUUUUAUCACAAAGUCGUCUAUCUGGAAAGAAGGGGCACCUACAAGACUGUCCACGAGAACCAGCCAGUCCUCCCCAAGCCAGAUAGCUGCCUGGUCGGCGAGAAGUAUGAGUGGGUCAUAUGUGAUCACAUUUCCUUCGCCGGAAUGAGAUACGUAACAGCUAUCGACCCGGUCUGGAUUAUGGACCUCGAGCACUUCCAGGAGAAAAACCUGGCGUACAAUUUCGAUGGGGAAACCUUGAAGUACCCAUAUGUCAAGGCCUCCCUCGACCUGGCCCGAGCCACAAGGGCAUCGCGCUCUUUGUAG